This is a messenger RNA of Paramecium tetraurelia, 1098 nucleotides long. RefSeq lists its product as uncharacterized. The transcript has 3 exons. Lineage: Eukaryota; Ciliophora; Oligohymenophorea; Peniculida; Parameciidae. Gene Ontology annotation, biological process: MAPK cascade; protein phosphorylation. The record is from RefSeq and is a predicted model, not a curated record. Gene Ontology annotation, molecular function: MAP kinase kinase activity; ATP binding.
AUGUAAUCCAAUGAUUCAAGCAGAAGAAGAUUAUUUUUGCGUUCUCUUGCAGCCGAAGAGCCACAGAAGAUGCAAAAUAUGUAACAGAUUAUCUCUAUUGUAAGCUCAGCCAAUGGAUCAUUAGUGCUAAGCUAGUUUCGUCUUAAUUCCAAAGGUCUCACCUUCACAAAAAGUAUUGUAUUCCUAAACCCAUUAGACAUCACCUACAUGGAAUCGAAACACUUUAAGGAUCUCAAGUUGGAGGAUUUUGAAAUAGUCUGUAAAUUAGGAUAAGGAAAUUAUGGUAGUGUUGAGAAAGUACUUCACAAACCUACUCAUGAUUACUAUGCCUUGAAGAAAAUACAUUAUGUUAGCAAUGAUGUAUAGGAAUCAUUAUUGAAGAAAGAAUUAAAGGCUCUGAUAGAUUGCAAUUCAUAAUAUGUGGUUUAAUGUUACGGGGCAUUUUAUUCCAAAGGAGAAAUCUACAUUGUUAUGGAGUACAUGGACAUGGGGUCCUUGUCGAUAAUAUUAGAAAAAACAAAAAAAAUACCUGAAUCCAUUACCAUGUUGAUUACCAAAGAAGUUCUUUAAGGUUUGGAUUAUUUGCAUACCAACAAACACAUCAUACAUAGAGACAUCAAACCUCACAACAUAUUAAUCAAUAAAAAGGGAGAAGUGAAGAUUGGUGACUUUGGGAUUUGUUCUGUUAGCGAGAAUUCCGACUAGAAAUUCGAUACCUUCAUUGGUACAAUUCAAUACAUGUCUCCGGAAAGAUUAAAUGGAGAAGAAUAUGGCUAUGAUUGUGAUAUUUGGAGUGUGGGCAUGAUGACUAUGCAAUGUAUUACAGGUCUCUUGCCAUUUGAAUUUGAUGCCAAAAAAAUGAGCAUGAUAGAAUACAUUUAAAUGAGCAAGAAUUUCAAAAUUGAUGAUUACUUCUAGCAACACAAACAUGCCAUUUCAGAAAACACUAUUUACUUCAUUUCCAGAUGUCUACAACAGGAACCGAAGGAUAGAUCCAAAGCUUAAGAGUUGCUGUAGACUAAGGCAAUCAAGUACACGUAAUCUCUAAAAGUUGAUGUCUUUAAAUAAUGGUUACAGUUGUCUAUAGAGGAAAUUUGA